GCUUAAAAAAAUUUCCUGACUUAAAAACUCACAAAUCCCCAGAAAUUUAUACUCUCAGCAAUUCUUUCUCCUGUUUUUGUUUCCCAAUUACGCGUAAUUAUUAAUCGAUCAAAUAAAAAACGACGGAAAGGUUUGACGAAUCUUCUUCGUAAAUCUGCAGCAGCUGCUUCCCCACCGGGUCAAUCGACUCGUUUACUUUUCUACGGUCUUCUCUCCACAGAUAAAACUUUGAUAUUUCAGCAGCAAUAAUGGCAAGGAGAGAGGUACACGUAAGAAGACAAAUCGUUUCUGUUUGAUAUUAUUCUCUGUCUGAUUUACUUAAAUACCCACACAAGUCGAGAAGCUUUUCUUUCUUUCUUUCUUUCUUUGUGUUCGAGAAGCAGAGAGGGUUCCAGAAGCAAUAUAAAAGGUUGUUCCUUUUUUUACUUAUCUGAUUAAGUGAGAUUUUAAUGUUAAAAGGGUUUCUAGAUUCGUUGAAUUUUAAAGGGGUUUAUGGUUUUGAGGGCUUCUUAGAAGCUUUUAGUAUCAUUUUGAGAAACAGUGGUGAGGUUUUGGGGUUUUUGUUUCAAGUUCAAAACUUUCUUUUCUUUUAAGGGAAUUUUGGGUUUUGGGUUUUGAAUCUUAUCCAGUUUUGAUCGAAACUAGUGAGUCCUUUAACUCUAGUUUAUGUGUACUAAAGUUAUUGACUUGAAAAGGUUUUAUCUUUUGGUUCUUGAAGCUUAUAGUUGAUAUAAAAGACUCUCUCUUGCUCUGCUUUUUUUGAGUGUGAUUUGUAUAGCUUUUUGUGGCAGUAGAUUGAAUCAAGGAGUUGAAAGUUUUAAAAGAUUUUGAAAGUGUUUUAGAGAUGGAUGAGAAUAAUCAUGGAGGUUCAUCAAGCUCACUACCACCUUUUCUUACAAAAACAUAUGAGAUGGUUGAUGAUUCUUCAUCGGAUUCGAUCGUCUCGUGGAGUCAAAGCAACAAGAGUUUCAUCGUUUGGAAUCCUCCGGAGUUUUCUAGAGAUCUUCUUCCGAGAUUCUUUAAACACAAUAACUUCUCAAGUUUUAUCCGUCAGCUUAACACAUAUGGUUUUAGAAAAGCUGAUCCUGAGCAGUGGGAAUUUGCAAAUGAUGAUUUUGUGAGAGGUCAACCUCAUCUUAUGAAGAACAUUCGUAGACGCAAACCUGUUCAUAGCCACUCUUUACCGAAUCUUCAAGCUCAGCAAAACCUCUUGACGGAUUCAGAACGAGUAAGGAUGAAGAAUCAGAUCGAGAGAUUGACGAAAGAGAAAGAAGGGUUGCUUGAAGAGUUACAAAAGCAAGAUGAGGAACGUGAAGGGUUUGAGAUGCAAGUGAAAGAACUAAAAGAACGGUUACAACACAUGGAGAAGCGUCAGAAAACAAUGGUUUCGUUUGUUUCUCAAGUACUUGAAAAACCAGGGCUUGCUUUGAACCUCUCACCGUGUGUUCCCGAACCAAACGAGAGGAAAAGAAGGUUCCCUAGGAUCGGGUUCUUGCCUGAUGAACCGAUGAUGGAAGAGAACCAAACAUGUGUUGUUGUGAGAGAGGAAGGUUCUACAAGCCCGUCUUCACACACAACAGAGCAGCAGGUGGAACAGUUAGGGUCAUCAAUAGCGAUUUGGGAGAAUCUUGUAUCGGAUUCUUGUGAGAGUAUGUUACAAACAAGAAGCAUGAUGACACUUGAUGUGGAUGACUCGUCUACUUGUCCAGAAAGCCCUCCUCUUUCUUGCAUACAGUUAAGUAUCGAUAAACGUCCCAAAUCUCCUCCUUCACCAAGGAUCAUCGACAUGAACUCUGAGCCCGAUGUUACGAAAGAACAGAACAACACUGUUGCUGCUGCAGCUGCUCCUCCUCCUUCAGUAGCAGGAGCGAAUGAUGUUUUCUGGCAGCAGUUCUUCUCAGAGAAUCCUGGCUCAACUGAGCAACGGGAUAAAGCUGAAGAUCGUAGUGAGAAAUCGUGGUGGAACUCAAGGAAUGUAAAUACAAUUACAGAACAGCUUGGACAUCUGACUUCUUCAGAGAGAAGUUGAUAAAGUCAAAGAUUAAAAACUCUUUAGUCUGUUUUAGUUUCUUGUAAAAUAGGUUUUGGCAGUUUUGUUGUCUUCAGUUUAUAGUAUUUGGAUCUGGUUCGGCUGUUUAUGAUCACAUGUAUGUUCGGACUAGGAGCUUAACCGAAAAACUUAUUAAUGGAUUCAAACAAAAAGCAGAAAGAGAUGGUAAA
Messenger RNA from Camelina sativa (false flax), 2220 nucleotides. The record is from RefSeq and is a predicted model, not a curated record. Lineage: Eukaryota; Viridiplantae; Streptophyta; Magnoliopsida; Brassicales; Brassicaceae.